Molecule: messenger RNA, 2563 nt
Organism: Juglans microcarpa x Juglans regia
Lineage: Eukaryota; Viridiplantae; Streptophyta; Magnoliopsida; Fagales; Juglandaceae
Product: CDPK-related kinase 5-like
Exons: 11
Coding region: 259-2103 (614 amino acids)
Biological process (GO): peptidyl-serine phosphorylation; protein autophosphorylation; intracellular signal transduction
Cellular component (GO): nucleus; cytoplasm
Molecular function (GO): ATP binding; calmodulin binding; calcium-dependent protein serine/threonine kinase activity
Source: RefSeq, a predicted model, not a curated record
AGAAAAAGAAAAAGCGAAGCAAUCGUCGUUUCCUUUUUAUCAGCUUCUAUGGAUCCCACGCCCUUCGCUUUCUCCAUCCCACCAUUGUUAACGCUUCCAAUCACUCGGAGACAAGCCUGAGUUUUUGUUUUGUUUUGUUUUUUUUUUUUUUUUUUCAAUUCCCGAAGAAUUUCAAAUCCAUUAUCCAUAAGAAUUACGAUGCACUGACUUGAAUUUGGAAGUGAAAUCCCUACACUCCGCGUUUGGGAGGAUAUUCAGAUGGGUCUCUGCAUCUCCAAACACUCCGCAACCAGCCUUUCUUCUCCGAAGUUCGAUCCUGAACCUGCCGGGAACAAUUUUACACCGGUUCAGAAUAAAUCCGUCCAGGCCAAGGAUAGCACCAAAACAACUUCCAGCUCUGCCAAUGGCAAUGGCGAUAGCCAGAAACCUACCGCCGAGCAGAACGGGAAGAAAUCACCGUCAUUUCCGUUCUACAGUCCCAGCCCGGCGCACUACCUCUUCUCGAAGAAGUCUCCGGCCAGAUCUCCGGCAAAUGCGAGCUCGAACUCGACUCCCAAGCGGUUCUUCAAGCGGCCGUUCCCGCCACCGUCUCCGGCGAAGCAUAUACGGGCGGUGCUGGCCCUGCGACACGGAUUGGUGAAGCCGAACGAGGCGGCGAUACCGGAGGGGAGCGAGGCGGAGCAGGUGACCGGGCUGGACAAGAGCUUUGGGUUCUCCAAGCAUUUCGGGAACAAGUACGAGCUGGGAGACGAGGUUGGGAGAGGACAUUUCGGGUACACUUGCGCCGCCAAGUUCAAGAAGGGCGAGCUCAAAGGCCACCAGGUUGCCGUAAAAGUCAUACCCAAAGCCAAGAUGAACACUGCCAUUGCCAUUGAGGAUGUGAGAAGAGAGGUGAAAAUAUUGAGAGCAUUGACUGGGCAUAACAAUCUCGUAAAGUUCUAUGAUGCUUAUGAAGACCAUGACAAUGUGUAUAUAGUAAUGGAGUUAUGCGAAGGAGGGGAGCUCUUAGACAGAAUUCUCUCAAGGGGUGGGAAAUACACGGAAGAUGAUGCAAAGGCUGUCAUGAUACAGAUAUUAAAUGUUGUUGCCUUUUGCCAUCUCCAGGGUGUGGUGCACCGUGAUCUUAAACCUGAGAAUUUCCUUUUUGCGUCAAGGGAUGAGAACUCACAACUGAAGGCCAUAGAUUUUGGCUUGUCAGAUUUCGUGAAACUAGAUGAAAGGCUGAACGACAUUGUUGGUAGUGCAUAUUAUGUAGCUCCUGAAGUUCUGCAUAGAUCAUACAGUACAGAGGCUGAUGUCUGGAGUAUUGGUGUAAUUGCUUAUAUCCUAUUGUGUGGUAGCCGUCCGUUUUGGGCCAGAACUGAGUCUGGGAUCUUUCGGGCUGUAUUAAAAGCUGAUCCAAGUUUUGAUGAGCCGCCUUGGCCAUCUUUGUCUGCUGAGGCCAGAGAUUUUGUUAAGCGGCUUUUGAAUAAAGACCCACGAAAACGAAUGACAGCUGCUCAAGCUCUAAGUCAUCCCUGGAUUAAAAGUUCUAAUGAUGUAAAAGUGCCUCUGGAUAUACUUGUAUUCAAGCUCAUGAAGGCUUAUAUGCGAUCAUCAUCUCUACGAAAAGCUGCUUUAAGGGCUCUGUCUAAAACAUUGACUGUAGAUGAACUAUUUUAUUUGAAGGAGCAGUUUGCACUAUUGGAACCAAACAAAAACGGCAAUAUAAGCUUAGAAAAUAUCAAAGUGGCCUUGAUGAAAAAUGCAACACAAGCUAUGAAGGAGUCGCGGGUCCCUGAUUUUCUAGUGUCGCUUAAUGCAUUGCAAUACAGAAGGAUGGACUUUGAGGAGUUCUGUGCAGCUGCACUAAGCGUGCAUCAACUUGAGGCUCUUGAUCGGUGGGAGCAACAUGCUCGUUGUGCCUAUGAACUUUUUGAGAAGGAUGGAAACAGAGCUAUUGUUAUUGAGGAGUUGGCUUCGGAACUUGGCCUUGGUCCUUCAGUCCCUGUUCAUGCUGUUCUUCAUGAUUGGGUUAGGCAUACUGAUGGAAAGCUGAGUUUCCUUGGAUUUGUGAAAUUGUUGCAUGGUGUGUCUAGCCGGACCCUUGCAAAAGCUCAAUGACAGGUUCAAAGCCCAUGCUGGAGAACCAAGAAAGCAUUAGUUGUACCAUGCUGUGUCUUGACCUGUGCAAAAUAGCUGGUCAUAUGUGAUUAAUGCAUUUUCUAGGCCUUCAAUAUUCAUGCAUAUUUUCCAUCCAGUUGUGGUCAGCAGCACGGUCAUAUAUGGACUUUUCAUCUCGACGAACCAUGCCUGCUUUCCCCAAUACUCUCGGGAUUGGAGUUGACCCUUGCGCUCUCCUUCGAGCAAUGAAGCCUGUGAGUUUUGUGUUUCUUCUGUAAAGCUUUUAUCAGGUCUGUUUAGUUGCAGGUGAGGGUUUUUGUCAAAUGGUUGUUACUUGUUAGACAAGUAUACUUGAUCUCCUGACAGAUUGGAAUUGUCUAACAAGUCCAAAGUUGGGUUAGAUCGUACUUGCUGCUGAAUGCUCUCUAAUCAAAAGUUUGUGCCCAUCUUCACUCCAUAA